This is a messenger RNA of Lucilia sericata (common green bottle fly), 2097 nucleotides long. Its product is annotated as peroxisomal biogenesis factor 3-like. The transcript is spliced from 2 exons. Lineage: Eukaryota; Metazoa; Arthropoda; Insecta; Diptera; Calliphoridae. Gene Ontology annotation, molecular function: protein-macromolecule adaptor activity. Gene Ontology annotation, biological process: protein import into peroxisome membrane. The coding region runs from base 622 to 1791 and encodes 389 amino acids. Gene Ontology annotation, cellular component: peroxisomal membrane. The record is from RefSeq and is a predicted model, not a curated record.
UUUUAUUGUUAUUUCUCAACAAAGCGAACUUCGCACCUUUACAGCGUGAUAAAAUUGUGAACUUUUUGCUAAAAAUAUAUAAAAAUUAAUCACAAACAUAAAUAAGGUAUAAAACUUGCAACAAAGAGAUUAAUUUAAAACAAAACAAGCCGCAAAAGAAAAGAAAAACAUUGGAAGUAUUAUUUUGACAUUUCCUACUAAAAUCGAUUAAAAUUUAUUAAUUAUUCACAUUAAAUGAAAAAUGUCUUUUAAACAUUGACCCCAUAAAGCAGUAGCCUUAACUAGCUGGAAAAAAUUUAGUAUUUUCUCAUUACAACGUAACAUUCCAAAGGCUAAACAUCCCUAAACUAAACAACAAUACAGCUGACAUUAAAAAAAAAAGAAAAACAAUAAUAAUCAUACCUAUAAAAAUAUUAAUAAACGACGAAAUAAAACUAGUACAAACACUUGUCAAGGAUCCCACAAACAAAAACAAAGCAAACCAAACCUCCCCUCUUUAAACUUAAAAGGAGAAGUGUAAAAAAUUAAAUAGUUUUUUUUUUUUUUUAAACAAAUUACCAAGUACUGAACUGAAGAGGAAACUGAACGCAGCAGUUGGUUUAAAAACGUCAUACCAACAAAAUGUUGUCUCGUUUACGUGAUUUUCUAACGCGUCAUCGCAGGAAAUUCGUGGUAACCGGUGUUGUAGUGGGAGGCACUUACUUGGCUUUAAAAUAUGCCCAAAAGAAACUCUUGGAUAUGCAAGAACGCCAGGCUAGAGAAUUUAUGGAGAAGUCGAGACGUAUGCAGCACUUUGAGUCCACAGAAAAGACCUGUAAUCAGGUUAUUAUAGGCAUGGGUGCGGAACUAAUGCAGGCCAUUUUAAAGGAAUGCAGCACAGAUGAAUUGCUGGAACAAUUAAGGGAAAAUCCCCCCAACAAACUGGAGCUGUGGGAGGAAAUGAAAAUUGUUUCUUUCACACGUUUAACUACUUUCAUUUAUGCCUCCUCAAUGCUGGUGGUGGCUUUACGGGUACAAUUAAAUGUUUUGGGUGGUUAUUUAUAUUGCGAUACGGCCUCGCCUCUAAUGGGUAACGAACAGGCUCUUAGCAAACAAAAACAAGCAAAAAUUAAUGAUGAUUUAAAACAACAAUAUCUCUCAUUAAUCAGACAUUUUAUACAAGAUGGUGGUUUAUCGGAAUUGGUGCGUUUGAUACGAGCAAAGGUAAUCUCCGUGAUGAAAGAAUUACCUUUAACUAAACGCUUAAGUUUGGACGAUAUUGAACAGGUAUUUUGUUCUUUACAAUUUGCCAUUAAUAGUGAACCCAACAGCGAUCCCUGCUCCAAAAUGAGCAGAUAUUUAUUGCCCUCACAACUCUCAGACUUUAACUCUGGAGGUCCUUUACUGGAAAAGCUAUUCAAUGAGACUUUGGAUAUGCUAGAAAGUGAUGAUGCCAGCAGUGUUUGUUCCAAUAACAUAUAUCGAGGCUUCUCUUUGGCGUUGGAUGCCAUAGCAGAGAGUAUAAGUGAGAGCAUUGUGGUGGCUCAAAAACAUAAUUCCACAAAUGAGCAACACAAUCAGUCUACUAGUAAUGUUGCGAACAGCUCUUCUGAUCCUUUGCUUAAUAUAAAUAGUGUACAAAUAGCAUUAGCCAAAAUUAUACCCAUAGUCAGUGGUUUGACUUCAAAGGGUUUCGACAGCUCUACACGUCCUCAAAAUCUAGCCACCUUACUUAUAACCUUCUAUGUGGUGUCGGAGAAAUGCAAAGUCUUGGGUGCCAAUGUUUAUGAAACAUUUUCUUCUUCAGCGUAAAAUUUAUUUAAAAAAAAACUUUUUUAAUUUUUCUACUUUUUAGUUUUUCUUUUUAAUAAUGUUCAUGUAACAAUUAAGAAACUUUUGUUUAAUAAAAAUAAAAUUUAUUUUACUCUUUAUAACGAAACAUAAUAUAAAAAAACGUUUGUGCUUCUAGCUGUAAAAAAAAACUAAAAACUAUAAUUUAGUUUGUGCUUUUGAAUAAAGAUCAAAAAAACGAAGAAGUCAUUAUAUUUAAAAGUCAUUUUAGUUUAAUUUUUAUGAUUUUUUAUGAGGGAUUUGCAAAUUUUUUUUUAAAUAAAUUAU